AUGGAGAUGAAGCUCUCGCCCGGCGCCGCAGGCGAGGUGCACGGCGGCGGCGCCGGCUGCAAGAAGCGCCCGCCGAGCCGGCUGCAGAAGAAGGCGCCCGCGUCGCUGCAGGUCGAGCCGGUCGCCGGCGCCGCAGCCCAGGCGUCCCCCGCCGCGUGGGCCGACGGCAGGACGCCGAUCCCGCUCCUGUCGCCGCUCGUCACCUCGCCGGCGCCGCUGUGGGAGGGCGGGUCGGCCCAGGCCGAGGCCAGGAGCGGCGGGGAAGCUGGCUUUAGCCUGAGCCCGGCCCGGCACAGCGCGCAUGGCGGAGCCAGCAGCGGUGAGCGCCACGCGGACGAGAAGGCCAAGGCGCCCGCGCCCGGACACAGCGGCGGGUGGCUGCACCCGGCCAUGCCGACGCCGGCGCCGGCGCCCGCGCCCAGCGUGGCCGGCGGGUGGCGGCACCCUGCCAUGCCGGCGCCCGUCGCGGAGCCGGCCUCCCUGGCGCCGCUCUUCAAGUCGCAGUGCACGGUGGAGAUGCGCAACGCCCAGCACUGA
This is a messenger RNA of Lolium rigidum, 537 nucleotides long. RefSeq names its product skin secretory protein xP2-like. NCBI's taxonomy places the organism in Eukaryota, Viridiplantae, Streptophyta, Magnoliopsida, Poales, Poaceae. The coding region runs from base 1 to 537 and encodes 178 amino acids. The transcript has a single exon. The record is from RefSeq and is a predicted model, not a curated record.